This is a messenger RNA of Anopheles funestus (African malaria mosquito), 4183 nucleotides long. RefSeq lists its product as uncharacterized. The transcript is spliced from 3 exons. The coding region runs from base 2797 to 4107 and encodes 436 amino acids. NCBI's taxonomy places the organism in Eukaryota, Metazoa, Arthropoda, Insecta, Diptera, Culicidae. The record is from RefSeq and is a predicted model, not a curated record. Gene Ontology annotation, molecular function: microtubule binding.
CAGCACCACCAUCAUGCGAUUACAGAGUGAAGUAAUGGAUUGUUGUGAAAGGAAAGAGGACAGCUACAAAUGCAAACUGCUGACACAAAUGAAAACAAAUGUACGGAAAUAUAUAAAAAAGAACAAGAAAUAAACAAAAAAAAAGAGGCAGAUGAAAAACACCCCUUAGAGUACAAAUAGUGCUCUAUAGUAAAGAAGCGAACUUUGGAUGAGUUUGGUAAACAAAAUAUGCGGCAAAAUGAAAGAAAGAUUAAUACGUACCUUCAUGGAGCGGGUUACGCAGUUGAUCCGUAAUUACAAUCUUGAUUGCUUGGAUUCUGCAAAAAGCACGGUAUCUCUUGUUUCGACUAUCGACUAGCGAGUAUACUAAGCUUCUCUUCUGGCCCGAAGAAAUGGCCUUUCAACCAUUCUGCAACCUUCACCAUGCCAUCACUGCAUAUCUGGCUCAGCUUGAUCAUAGUUUACCAUUUUUCAUGUGCUGAAGAACAUGCUGUUAAAAGAUGUUCGAGACUAGAAGAUGCGGCCGUGUGCAAUACUACUUACAAUUCCGCUGAACAAUGAUGCGUCUCCAUAGUUCAAAAUUUCCGCUUUCGUGUGAAAUUGCGUUAUGUUAUUAGAUGAACUCACUAGGUAUCCCGUAACUUCCAGAUCUUCUGGUCAACUACGGCUAGAAUGUUUCAGUGCGAUGAAGCGUCGUUACGCUUGUCAUAGCUCUACUCCUUUGUGAUGUAAUGUGCAUCACACAGUCGCUUAAUACAGUAUCGAAGUAACCAUCGAAACUCUCGCAAAUGAUUUACCAUCGCAAGCACAGCAAAGGGCGUAAAAUUGUUUUACGAUUUCAUUAGCCAAAGGGAAGAAAACGUCUAACCAAUCGCGUGUUUGUCCCUGCCGAUAGCGAUCGACCUUGUGAUUGGAAGUGUGAAAGUAACAGAAGUAGAACGGUAUAUAGCUGUCGAUAGCUUUAUACGAGAUGCUCGAAGUCCUGAUGGUGACGUCACAACCGUUGAGUGAAUGGACAGAGAAAGCUUCGUGUUGGGUAUACUUUUUUGCAGAUACUAAAUGGGAGAAAUCGAAGAAAGCGAAAAGGUCGUUGACUGGAUCGCUAGGCAGUGUUUUGACGAUGUAAAGUGGCAGUACCGAAUCAAACCCGAAAGGAAAACGCCGCACAUCGAAGAAGGAAAUAUCGCGCUUGAAGCCGCGUAAACAAACGUGCGAAGGACCACGAAAACCGUCUUCGUGUCCCGAUGGCAACCGGCAUGGGUUCGGUAUGGGCAAAAUCUUUAGCUAGGCCAGGUUCAGUUGACAACUGACUAUCGAUGGAGCGAGAGGGCAUCCUAAUGUAACGGAUCCUUGUGAUGUGAUAAACGGUGGAAAGUGUGGAACAUCCUAAGCAUAGCAUUGCAGUGUUUAAAUCUGAAUAUGUACAUUAGCCAAAUAAAACUGUGUGUAUAAACCGAUCGAGGAUAUUAAAAGCGGAAUUCGUCCUUUUGAUUUACAGUCGGAACUUAUCACGGAUUACUGAAACGAAAACUAAAGCAUUAUGAUCGACGACGAUGAAGAUGACUAUGACGGAUACUGUGAGUAAUGAUUGAAACGUGAUCACUUAAAGGAAAACCAUGAAAACAAAACAGUCUCCCAGCGCAAUGUUAUCAGUAAUAUAAAGAGUGGUGGAAAAAAAAAUUGGAAUAUUAGUACAACUACCUAGUUAACUUUACGUCCAUCUGGUUAAUACCAGCAUAAGUUUACUAAAGCUAUGAAAGAAGUAAUUUUGUUUUUUAAGUAUUAGAUUGAGCACCGACCGUUUCUUGGUAACAAAAACAUCGAGGGAAAACAGUCGUGCCAUGUUUUGUGAUACGAACGGCCUCUGAAUGACAACAUCAAGGCUGUUAAUACUUGGUGGUACUAGAAGCUUCAGUUUCUUUCACAAAAAAGUGUUUUUCUUAAUAUGUUCUCCUUGCUGCUUAGUACAAAUAGUUCAAAUGAUGUUUCAAAAUUCAAUCAAAUUUAAUACUACCAACCAUAUAUAAACAAAUUACUUUUUCAUGCUCAGUCCAGCAAAAUAAAACGCGACAAAAGGUAUAUUUUUGCGUGGAUUGCCACUUACCGCAAUUAAUUUGCACGGUGAAGUGUAUCGCGUGCAAAUUACUUUUAAUACAUACAAUCUCCCCUUAGAGGGUGAACUUCCUAAGCAUGCAAAUUAACAAACUGUACCUUAACCGCCGUUUCAUAUAUUUAACGUUUAACGUAACGAAACGUAUUGCAUUUUGUCAGGUUUUAGAAAUAUCUGGUAAAAAAACGCGGUUUUCUCAAAACACCAUCAAAAUAGAUAUGAAAAAUUUCUCGAACUCUCGAUUGACUUCACCAGAGAUGCUUCACACAAUAGCCUAGUACUUAUCGUAAUUGUUUCGUUAUUCUGUUUAUUCUUAAAGUAAGUUUUUUUUUUAAAUGUUUACUUUAGCUUUCAACCAAAAAUAAAUUAUUCAACUGAAAAUGUUCACCAUUUUGUCAUUAAUUGUAAACGACAAAAUCGAGUACUGGAAGAUGUUAGUAUUUUCUUUGAAAUUAUUUUCGAUGUUUUUUACGAUGCCAGUGGAUACCGCAAACCAGUGUUUUACAGCACGCCGAAAAAAGGAUUCUAAAACCGUAAAUUUUUGCGAUUAAAAGUACGUUUUUGGUUAAAUUUUAAAUAUGUAUGCUUUAAAACCGAAAGACUGCCCUCCGAUAUGAGGUAGAUUUUCUUUUCAAUAUCUCAAAAAUUAUCCUUCUCAGUGCAUAUCUCCACGCAAAGAGCGUCACAUGUGGUUGUUUAACUAUUUGAUUGAUAAAAGGUACCUUUUAUCUUCUUCUUCUUCUGUAUAUUUGCUUCUAGUUCUUCGACCCGCCAACGAGUACAACAUAAAAGAAAAAAUAAUUCAAGCAAACCAGGAAUCGUUCGCUAUUCCGACACCUCCUUCCCCACGCCAACAUACGAGCGGUGAACGGCGGGUAACCUUCCGGGAGCAGCUUGUCGACUACGAACCCGACGACUACAGCAGUGAGGAUGAUGGAUACACAGGGGGUAGUGGUGGUGGAGCAGGAGCUGGUCAUGGUCAGAAGAAACACGCCAUUAUCGAAACGGUAGCCGAUGUGCAUCGAGAUGGCAGUGAGAUGGACGGAUCGAAUGCGGACACGAUCAUCGAGGAGCUACACCUGGACGACCGAGGAACGACACCGGAACAGGAGCAUGAGGACGAGGAGAUAGUGGAAGAAGAGGAACAGCUAGCUGGUGAUUACGAUGAGGAUGGGGAAGGAACGGAUGAUCGCAUGGAGAAACAUAAGACUGGCGUGGAGGGUGAAUCGGCGGUGUCCGAAGAGGAGGACGAAGUAGAAGAGGAAACAGUGCUCGAGGAGCAAGUGGAAGAGGAAGAGGAGGAAGAACCGACCGAUGGAUCUAGCAUGGACACGGAGAUUCACAAUCCGGAGAGCAGUGAGGAUAUUAGCAGCAGCCCACUGAAGACAUAUCGCAGCGAGGCAGACUCCAGAUCCGGUUCUGGAGAUUCUCAGGCUGAGGAGACGAACCCCGCAGAAGAGGAAGGGAACGGAGAUAACGAAGUACAUUAUGAAGAUGAUAAUGAUGACGAUGGGCAAUAUUAUUGUGGCAGACUGGGUACAACGGGGAAUGAUGAUGAACGCGACUCAUCCUCCGACGGUGAACGUCCGCUGGAAGAGCAUCGCGUGAAACGAUCGUCAACUUGCCGCCGGAAGUGUUGUCGGCAUAAGAAAUCAGCCGGCGAAAAGUUACCGUACUACAAUGGCUUCCGUUCCGAGUAUGGACUGUCACGGGAAGAGCUGGAAGAGAAGAAGCGCCGGCUCGAAGCCCGACGGCAACGUGUUCGGGAGCGACAACAGCGCCGGACGGCGGAACAGCGACAGAAGGCUCAAUCAAAUGAGGAAGCGUUUGCGGCUUGGCUGCACGGAAAGUUACGGAACUCGAUCAACAAACAUCAGAACAUGUACGACGUGAAGCAGAGCGGUUCUUCCGGUCGUCAACAGCAACAACAGCAGCAGAACCCGAAGUACCGCCGUCGGAAUGGUAUUCACACAAUGCAGCAAAUUUCCUACGGUUAGAAAAAAAUUUGCCUGCGCUAUGUGGAGAAUGUUUUGAAUAAAAAUUAAAAUAAUUUACUUUUGCCUAGAUCGGAAA